Molecule: messenger RNA, 7095 nt
Organism: Mercenaria mercenaria
Lineage: Eukaryota; Metazoa; Mollusca; Bivalvia; Venerida; Veneridae
Exons: 2
Coding region: 119-1438 (439 amino acids)
Source: RefSeq, a predicted model, not a curated record
CUUUUAUUGUAUGUAUGUGAUUUGUACAUAGUGGAACAUAUUACUUGUGCGAGCUUGUUCAAAUCAAUAUAUCGCGGUAACAUAGAAAGGAAAAAUCAUGAAAAUUAUAUAAGAGCUGAUGGAAAAUUUUCAUUCAACUAGAAACAAUGUGACACACAACCGGAGUCUACAACGCUAUCUUCAGAACAUUUAUGACACACAGUGCAAGUUCUCGGCUAGUGAAGAUAUAGAAACAGGCAUUGAGGUGAUUAUUAAUCAAAUAUUAAGUGAUUAUUUCAAGCAGUUUAAAAUUGUAAGUUGUGCCAAGGGUGUUAAAGUUUUUCAAGACUAUGAACUGAUUAAAGUUGGAAGCUAUUAUGAGAAAACCAAAAAUCAUUUUCCGAAGGAAUUUGAUUUUAUGGUAGUUUUUGGUGAAGUCAGUGCAAAACCAACUACUCAAGAGUUUCCAAAUCUACCCCUAUUAAACCGUACAGUAAAUGAAAAAAAAACAGCUUACGAAUAUGAACCAUUUAGGUCUACACGCUCUUCUACUGUCACGAUAGAUCGUUCAACAGUUUAUCUUAGGAAAAGGGCUUUGAAGGAAAAAGUUCCUAAAUCUGCAAUUCUUAAAGUACUAGAUGUUACUAAUGGAGGGCCUGCACAAACAAUACAGUUUCAUUACAUAAGCAGUUCAGAUGUAUCAUGCAUAAUCAAUGUAGACCUGGUAUUCGCACUGCGAUCUAACAAUGUAAGAGAUCAUCUUGAAAGAAAAAAUGUUUAUCCAGAUAUCUUUUAUGAAAAUGUUCUUGAAAACGGCAGAGUACAUUACAUCGCCAAACCUAUUGUAUCUCCAGUCAAAGUUCUCUUAACACUGGCAGAAACCGAAGUACAGUUCAUGAAAAAUGUACUUUCAAAAGAACAUGUUCAAGUGUACAGACUGCUGAAAUACCUUAUAAAUGGUAAGGAUUACAACGCUGACCAGCAUGGACUUUCCAGGCAUUCACUAGGGUUUAAUAUCACAUCUUAUCAGAUUAAAUGUGCAACCAUACAUCAUCAUUAUUCUUGCAGUGAAAGUUCACGAGAUGUAUCCUCGUGUGUGCUGGAUAUAUUGUAUGUUUUUAACAACAUGCUGAAUCCUGACGAACAACAGGAUUUUCAAGCAACAUUUACAAAGUUUAUUUUGCAAAAUGAAGAACAAAGUGCAUCAUUAUUUUCGAAAACAAUGUUGUAUGGAAGUUCCGAUCAAAGAAGAGAUAUUUGGGAAGCCUUCUCUGUUUUUAUCAAAAGACUAGAAAACAUAGAUGAUUCAUCGCCGGAGCAUCAGCUUUUCAAGCCUUUCCGAGAAGCAUUAAAGUUACAAAAACAUGUACAGGCACGCCAUAAACGACUUGCAAUGGACGUAAAUAAAACAUUACUUCUCAGAAAUUCUGCUGAGUUUGAAAGUCAGAAAUUACUUUAAUGUAAACUCAAAAUACUCUAUCCCUCCAUUAACUGUGUACUAGCAUUGAACUUUGCAGAAUUACGAGAUUACCCAGAGUUUUGGAUUUACUGAGCGAGGGAAAAUAAUAGCUAGAGAAGUUGUCUUAAAAAUGUAUUGUGUAGUUGAAUGAGUAAUAUCUGUUACUUUAAUCUAUUUUGCGUGCCGACGAAGUUUUUACAUAUCGCCGUCAACCAGAUAAAGAAGAUGUACUAGAGAAAUAUUUAUGAUUUGACCUUUUGAUAUUUGCUGUGUCAUGUCUUUAUAUUUAAUGUCACUGUCAAAAGAUACAUUGAAAAAUCAGGUGCUAAUUUUAUUUAAGAUAUGACCCAUAUAAUAGUGUACCUCCUUUUGAAGAGUAUUCAGUUCCUAAAAUAAACCUACUUUGACUUAAUUUUUCAGGGGGCAUAGGUUCAAGCCCCGUUGGGACCAUUUUUUCCCCUUAUAUUCCUUUUUUUCCAGUAAGUCAAGACUAUUAUUAUUUAUUUAAUGUACAAAAGUGAAAAAAAAAAACAAUUCAUUUGAUAAGUGAUGUCUUGCUGUUCAAAGUGAAUUUACCUCUGAAACAGAAAGGGGCAGAAUAAGACAUCUUUAAAAAUACCGAGUUACAUGCGGUAAAAGUUCUCUAUUUACUCUUUAGAUUACAUAUUGUGGAAGAAAUAUAGAUAGGUUUUACUUCUGCCCAAGGUUAUUUUUAAAUGAAGUCUGCAAAAUUUUAAACAGUCACACAGGACUCGACCUUAAUUUUUCAAUUUUGGAGUAAAUACAGAGUAAUUUAGCCAAAAAUCAAUAUUGAUUAUAACGGGUAACAUACAGUCCUACAAUCGCCAAACUUUAUUAUAGCUAUCGUUUAAGAUUUUGACAAACGCUUGGAUAAUGGUUUUCUGUUAUUUAUAAUGGCAUUUUGAGUAACAGUUAUACUCGUAUUCAUUGCAUACUGAAUUAGGUAGACCGCAUUCGAUUUACGAUUAGCGAAUAAACUUAUAUACACUUAUAAAGGGAUAAUACACGUGAUUUCGUGUAUAAACGUCUGCAGAAGCCCUUCGGUCUAGGUCACUAAUAUAUCCCGAGGGCUUCUACGGACGUUACUACACGGACGUUGAUACACAACAUAUUAUGUAUUAACGUCUGCAGAAGCCUUCCGGUCUUGGUCACUACCAUAUCCCAAGGGCUUCUGCAGACUUUAAUACACAAAACAAACGUGUAUUGUCACUAUUCUUGCAUAAAGAAACACGACAUGAAGACUAAUGUAUUUAAAGAUAAUGACUUUACGAUUUCGGUACAAUUUUUAAUUUUUCCAUUUUGUUGUUCUUGGAAACGGUCAACCUUAAAGCGACUAACCCACACAUUGUGAUUUGUGUUUUUUGAAAUAAUUGUUCAUCAAAAGGCAAAAUGUCGCCCGGCCCAGUGACUGUUUCAUAUAUUUACAGGAAACUUAAUGGUUGAUCAGUUUCUAGUUUCUAGAAUUACGGGAACAUUCGAAUUUUCUUAGUUUUUCUCAUACACUUUUAUAAACCGUUAUUUCGUAAACAUUGAUAAAUAUAGAACGAAAAGCGAUAGUAUUUUAGACACUAUCAUCGCAUGGGCAGCAAACCAAAACUGCGCAUGCGUAUUUUUGCUUCCGUCACUAAUAAUAGAGCACACCGCGUAAGUAUAGGUAUCGCCAGUGUUAUGACCUUUUUGUUUUAUUUUCAGCAAUAUGUAAAUAAACAGUCAGCAGCAUAUACGAAGUAAAAUCAAUAUUUGGCUUGACGGCGCAGUAGGCUGAGUGGUUGGAUAUAUAUAUUCAUUUUGUAUUGGCAGUUUUAACGGUUCGAACCUUGCAUCCGACCAACAUUUUUUUUUGCAUUACAUACUUUGUGUAAGUUUGUUUUCCUCUGGUUUCUAAUUUAUUGUUUUGUUCUUAUUUUCGUACAAAAUCGGUAGUAUCUUUAAAUCAAUCGAUACUGAAAUUAUGACCGGGCACUGCUUUUACUAAAGUUAAGUGUAAGAUUGUUAUAAGAUUUAUAAAACUAACCCUUACUGCUUUAAAAGUAUUACAGGAAAGCUUCAAAAAGAUAAGAUCAUAUUAAAGGCGGAGUGUAUUUAAACAUAAUUACGUGUCAAUUGUGACAUAUAUAAGUUAGUGAACAAGUUAGAGCUAGAUUAACUUACUCGUCUUGUCUACGUUGAAUCGUAUUGAAGAAAAAGAAUUAAAAUAUAGUUUUAAAAACAAAAUAUUUACGGGUCAAGGAAACGAACUCCCGACGAAAAAGUAUAAUACGAAUUCCGUAACCACAUCACUGACUGCAUCGUAAGCGUAAUGUACCGACUUCCUUUUAUUAAUGUUAUUGUUUCGUUUGUUCACAUUUCUAAACGCCAUAAUACCUUGCGAUACCUUUACGUGUGCGCUCUAUUGAGUAUCAGGUUGGGUGUAAUUUUCUCUCAUUGUCACGUGAUGUUUGCAAGGUGCUCGCUGAAAUAGAAGACGAAUGUUUUUAUUUUUAAUUGAUUAGGAAAACUACGACUUUUAACAGAAUUGGAUGAAAAAUGCAUUAUUCUAACACGACCAGAAUACAUCAUGUACAUGUAGAGCGGAAUCUAUCUCAGGUUAUUCUGCAAUAACCCAUGCGCCUGCAAUGAUGUCAUCCGAUCCAGGUGCGUAGCACGGUUGUAAAAAGUAGUUACCAUUUUUUCUAACACCACUGAUACUAGUAUGUCGUGUUAGAAUCGAAAUAACAAGUUCCUAAUUGUGAUUUAUCGUAGAAUAACCCGAAGUGUUCGUUCUCAUACGAAACAAUAUAUCACUCAGGCCUACGGACUUCGUGAUAUAUUCUUACACAUAAGAACUCAAAACACGGGUUAUUCUACGAUACACCACGCUUGGGAACUUAUUACUUCUUAAUUAGAACUUCAAAUAUGCGACAUAAAGGUGAAUAUAGGAAACAUUUGAUUUUUUAAAAAUCUCACACCACGAUGUGUGGGUUAGUCGCUUUAACCGGGGGAGCACAAAUUAAUAAUACUAUCAAAAGCAUGUAUUCAAGGUUUUAACGAUUAUUUUUAUUUCUCGUUAUUACAAACACGACAUCAGCCAUAUUUUUCCAUAUUACGUAAAACACGGUAAACAAUACCAUAAUUUCAAAAAUAAUGAUUUACAUAUGCUGGAAUUGAUAAAUCCUGGAUUUAUUUGUAAUUUGACUAUUAAUUACAAUAUGAUCUAUUUUGCAUUCACCGGUUUAUUUUUCACGAACCUAGCAUAUUUGUUUACAUUGUCACAUUCCGAAGCUUUAUGGUGGAUUUAAAAAAAUGGCAGCUCGUAUUACACAAAAAAUCAAAACAAAUUCCAAUGUAAUUAAUUGUUUUUUUCUUUCUCACAAAUUUAAAUUAUUUUUGAAAUAUUUACCUCAUGAAAGUGAGCUAUAACAGGCACAAACUACAGCAAUGCAUCUUAAAAAUGUUUAAAACUGCGACAUCUUGAUUUAUUUGCAAUAAUAGUUUUUGUGUUUCAUUACGUGUUAAAACUAUUAAUUGAAGUCAUUCAAAAACAUGAUUUAUUUAAACGUGCAUUUUGUACAACUAUUCGAUUCGCUUUAUCUGGAACAACUUUGACCAAGACUUUAUUGACUUUAAACGUGAAAUGAACACUUAAAUACCUCUUUAUUGUGAUUUUUUUUUAAAAAUUAUAUGUAUGAGAUAAAUGAAUCGCUUCAAAGAUCAACGACAUGAUUCACCAGCUUAGAUUACAAUGAAGAUCGCAAUACCAUAAUUUUAUAUGGAACGGCGUGGCUGUUUUAUUUUUCAUGCUAUUCAUUCGUUUUAAGAAUAUAUAAAUUCAUUCGCUCAUCAUAUAAAUUGGAAAAUAUACUUAACCGUUUCGUCAUUAUAUGGAACCAACAUUUUAUUUUAUGAUAGCAAAACAUUAUUUUAUAGAUUUGAUUUCUCUUUUUAUGCACAUGGAACCGUUCACCAACUUUUCAUUAUAUGAUAGCAAAACAUUGGUACAUAGGUUUGAUUUCCCUUUAUAUGCAUUCAAAAUGUAAUAUAUGGAACCGUUCACCUACUGUUCAUUAAAUGAUAACAAAACAUUACUAUAUAGAUUAUAUCUCCCUUUGUAUGCAUUUAAAAUGUUAGUACCAAUCUCACAAUGCAUUCAACCAUUCUCUUCUGUGUAACAAAAUGUAAAGCGGGCUCGUGUUGUUCCAUAAAUGGCUUAACUACAUGCAUGACAAAUAUUAGAAUAAUUUGUUUAAUUAUAAAUAAUGACAUUGGGUUUAUAUAGCUCUUAACAUAAAUCAUCAAACAUUUUAGCUACACUAUUCGGGAAAUAGGAGUGCUUUUCUACUCGCCCCGUGGCGUCAUUGGUUGAAGUAUAAUAGUAAUAUUAAUAAUUUCCGUACUACCUUUGUUACUAUUCCUCCAAUCUUACUGUAACUCUGAAUAAACAUUGCGCAGCAUACAAACGAAGUAUAUGUAGACGUUGUGCCAAUUAUACAAAAAAAUAUGGUCACCUAGGUGUUUUAUCUAAGUUUUUUUCAGGUAAAAGUUUUUAGGCAACAUUUUUUGUAAUAGCUUUUGUUACUAUUGCUGCAAUGUUUACUGUAACUCCACACAAACUUUGAGCAACAUACAAAAAGUGUGUGCAGGUGCCCAAUAUGCCCAAGGUCAAGGUCACCAAGGUGUUAUACUUUGAUUAUUUUCAGAUUAAAGUUUUAAGGCAAGCUUUGUGUUCCGGACAUAUAUUUAGAACAUCAUUAUUAUCAUCACCUUUAUGUGUAGAAACAAUUCCCAUAACUCUGAUUUGCAUUUUUGACAGAAUUACAUGUAUGCCCUUUCGAACUUUGUUAAAAUGUUUAGACAAGCUUUGUUUUCUGGAGAUAUCUUUUGUAUUAUCAAAGAUAAUAAGUUGAAACUUAAAAGAUAUCUUUACCCUCAGCAUCUGCAUGCGUGGAAACAACACACAUAAAUCUUUUUUUGAAUUUGACAGAAUUAUUGCCUUUUCAUAUUUGGUUACAGUUUUAGCGCACUCUUCUUUUUUCUGGAUAACAUUUGAUACAAAUAUAUUGGCUUGAAACUCAAUAUAUGUCUUUACUAACAACAUUCACAUAUGUAGUCACAAUAUCCAUCCAUAACUCAGAUGUGCAUUUGUGACAAAAUAACACCCCUUCCAUACUUACCUUUCAACAAAAUCAGGACUAGGGUUUUUCUACUUUUUAACGUAUCUCCUUUUUAAAAUUUACGAUAUGAAGGACUCUUAUCACUGACACAACCUAUUUUACUCUCAAUCAACCGAAUAGUGGAGCGCGCUGUGCGGGGACAGCUUUUGUUGGAUUUAGUGUCAAAAUACAUAAUAUAUUGAAUAGAAAUUACAUAUUCUAGAAUUCAUAUCCUGACUUUUGCAAGGUGUCCUGUUGUUUUUGAAUUUGUUUUAAAGUUUAGAUACUUUACAGUUCUAAUCCAAUUAUAAUGUGAUGUAAAAUCAAUUUUUAGACCUUAAAUACUUAAUUUGUUAUUGAUUGAUUGUUGUUGCUCAUUCACAAAGUAAAAAAACAGCUUCACUUUUAGUAAUUUUCACAACGUUUAUGACGGAUUUUAUGAUCUGAAAUCUUGAUGUUAAAGCUGUUUAUGAAAAUCAUGAAAAAUGAUACAGGUUGAUACUGUUA